ACUUGACACCAAAACACUCCAGCUCAACCAUCAGAAGAAGCUUGCAGUGACGUCAUCCCUGGGUUUAUGGCUGAGCUGCAAAGUAAACAGGCUCAGUGUUUUUCUUUUUGCUUUUGUUUAGUUUGGCAGUUUGGACGUUUGGCGUUAAAUGGCGACUAAAAGGUUACCAUGAAACUCCGCCUGCAGAAUGACAGAAGAGCUGUGAAAGUGAGGGAGUCUCCUACUGUCAUGCAGCCUAAUUCCAGCCAGGAAGCCACUCAUGCGAGAAACGGUUUAUCCCUUAUUCUGCAAGCAGAGCUUCCCACCAGGACUACGCCCUCCGGUGCGGUGGCCGCUGCCCACCCUGACAGCAGUGAGGUGCGCGUAUCCAUGAGCGGCGGCGUACUGGCCGAUUCUGGCGGAGGAGCCUCUGCCAGGAGAUCCAGAGUCAACUCCCACAGCCACUCUCAUUCUCACGGCCACGCUCGGGGGCAGCGACACCCUGCUUCCGAGCCUGACUCGACUGACAAUGGUGACCCGGACUCCGGAGAGCCCAGUACCUCGUUGUCGGAGCUACGCUGCCUGUUUCGCUGGCUCCAAAAGAGUCUUCCUUUUCUUGUCAUAUUGAGCGCUAAACUGAUCAUCCAGCACGCACUAGGACUUGCAGUUGGUGUUGGCCUCUUCACAACUUUUCUCUACGUGAAUAAAAGCAUCCAAACGCAAGUGUUUCUUCAGAAUCGACACGCAAAGCUGCAUUGUGUAUGGCUGCUGCUGCUUCUGCUCUCCUCCACGCUCCUGCUUUACUACACUUUUCUCCCGCAGACACUUUACAACUGCCUUUUGUUUCUCAGUCCGACUAUUGAGCCUCUGGGAUUCUGGGAGAUCUUGUGGGCAGUUGGCAUCACCAACUUCAUCAUCAAAUUCCUCUGUAUGGGGAUCAAGUGCCUUCUCUUGUUGCUGCCCGCUCCCCUCGUCAAUUACAGAGUACAGGGACACUGGCUGCUGCUGAGCGAGGAAUUGGCUCAGGUUUACCAGGCCGUAGCCCCCGUGCCGCUCUGGUUCCGCUACCUUGUCACCUACCAGGAGGCUGAUGGUACCCCGGCACUCACUGUGGGGGUUUUGCUGGCUCUGCUCUACCUCAUACUGAAGCUUUUAGGACUCUAUGGACAGUGGACGUGUUUCUUGAAAAGUGUGAGGAUCUUUCUAAAGAGCGAGCAUACAGGGACAGCAGCCACGAGGAGCCAGUGCAUGGAGGCCGGAGACGUGUGUCCCAUCUGUCAGAGAGAGUACAGGGAGCCUCAAGCACUCAUCUGUCAGCACAUAUUCUGUGACGAAUGCAUCGCUCUGUGGUUCAACCGGGAGAAGAGCUGCCCCCUCUGCCGCACCGUCAUCACCGAGAAGGUGUACAAGUGGAGAGAUGGAGCCACAUCGCCGCACCUGCAGAUUUACUGAUCGCACACACGUUUAGGAGCUUGAAAGAAUGUGACGUUGUUUGAUUGUCCAAUUUGUUCAACACUGUUGAUUUCUUUUCCUGGGGCCCCUCGUUGUCGUCGAAGGCCCUGUAAAGUGGAAUUACUAUCUUGUAAAAUAUGAGUGAUCGAAUUAGACUUCAAAAUCAUGAACCAUCAA
Molecule: messenger RNA, 1608 nt
Organism: Syngnathoides biaculeatus (alligator pipefish)
Lineage: Eukaryota; Metazoa; Chordata; Actinopteri; Syngnathiformes; Syngnathidae
Gene: rnft1
Product: ring finger protein, transmembrane 1
Exons: 9
Coding region: 169-1431 (420 amino acids)
Biological process (GO): positive regulation of ERAD pathway
Cellular component (GO): endoplasmic reticulum
Molecular function (GO): ubiquitin protein ligase activity
Source: RefSeq, a predicted model, not a curated record